UUUCCUUCUUCUUCUUAUACUUGUUCACCCACAAGCAAAUUUGUUACCUUUCUUACGAAACUGAAUUCACAAUCUCAAAGGGUGUCUAAUUCAUGGAUCAACAUAACCAUACAGACACCGACCAGUUUUUGACUCUGGGCUCCACCUCGACCGAGCCUGAGCCGCACACUCCGAAGGAAGUGCUGCUGCAUUCCGGCACCGACAACGACAGCAACGUUGUUAGUGCCAUUAACGUUGCUUCUGCUUCGGAGCUUGCUGUGACCGUAGCAAGCGCCGAUGCUGUAGGUUCGGAACAGCCGGGGGUGAAGAGAGGGAGGGGGAGGCCUCGGAAGAACGACGUUGUUGGGAGCGCGGUGUCUCCGGCGACGGCGCCGCCGGGGUAUUCCGAUAGCACCGCCAGGAGAGGCAGGGGACGCCCUCGUGGUUCUGGGAAACUGCAGAUUCUAGCCUCCAUUGGUGGGUAUAUUGCAGAAACAGCUGGAGGAAGCUUCAUACCUCACGUGCUGACUGUGAACCAUGGGGAGGAUAUGGUUGGCAAGAUAAUGUCAUUUUUUGACAAAGGCCAUAGAGCAGUUUGCAUACUUUCUGCUACUGGUGCUGUUUCAACUGUAGCCAUUCGCAAACCUACUGAUUCUGGUCAUGGUAUUUGGAGAUAUGAGGGCUACUUUGAGAUAUUAUCUUUAUCUGGAUCAAGCAUCUAUGCUUGUACCUCUACUGGUCCAAUUCGUAAAACUGGCACGUUGAGCAUUUCAUUGGCUAAACCUGAUGGGAGUAUUUUUGGAGGUGUCGUUGAGAGCACAUUGAUAGCAGCUUGCCCUAUUCAGCUUGUUAUGGGCACAUUCAAGCAAAACAUCAGUAACCAAAUCAAGAGAAAACAGUUGUCUGAAUCUUCUAGUGGGCCCAUUGUGCUGGUUAAUCCAGAUUCAGAAAGGGAUAACCUGAAAGUUCUAAAGUUGACACAAGGUGAACAGGGUUGUCCUUCACCACCAACAACAGCAACUAUUGAUGAUAAUGUCUUUCCUGCCACAUCCAAUGGUGUGACAGAUAAUGUUACUCCUUUAGAUCACAAUGUGCAGUCUGCCUCAGUUAAUGGUGGUGAUUUGGAUUGCCAGAGUCCACAGCCUGUAACAGACCAAAGGACUUCUGCAGAUGUGCAUGCAAGUGUGACAGAGUUAUAAAGUUAUGUAAUAUAGCCUCUUUUGAGUUUUCAUUGUGGAGAACUAGUUUUGUGCUGUUGAUAUCAGUGGUCAAAAUUUUCUAGUGUCUGACUGUGGAAAAUUGUUCAUCUAGUUUUGGACUAUGUGGCAGAGAA
This is a messenger RNA of Cajanus cajan (pigeon pea), 1312 nucleotides long. RefSeq names its product AT-hook motif nuclear-localized protein 11-like. Gene Ontology annotation, molecular function: minor groove of adenine-thymine-rich DNA binding. Lineage: Eukaryota; Viridiplantae; Streptophyta; Magnoliopsida; Fabales; Fabaceae. The record is from RefSeq and is a predicted model, not a curated record.